Messenger RNA from Leptosia nina, 468 nucleotides. NCBI's taxonomy places the organism in Eukaryota, Metazoa, Arthropoda, Insecta, Lepidoptera, Pieridae. The record is from the annotation of a GenBank genome assembly.
AUGGUUGCUAAGGCACUUUUGGUAAUCUGCGCUCAGGCAUUCUUGAUCCAGAGCAUAUCCAGCUUAUACGCUCCAUUCGGACCCUACAAUGCCGCAUACGGACCAGCGAGCGCCCUGAACGCCCCAUGGGGUGCUGCCCUCGCCAGCCCCUACGGACCAGGUCUUGACACUCCCUACGCCCCCUUCAACGCUGUAGCCUCCGCUGCUGCUUCUAACGGUGGACCUCUACCCGUUGCCAGCUCGUCUCCAGUCCCCGCUAACGGAGUGUCAGUACUCUCCGAGAACAGAAUCCAAGGGCCAUUGGCUGUGGCCGGGGAACUGCCGUUCUUGGGAACAGUUGCCCUGGAAGGACCCCUGCCAACCUACGGUUCUGGUGCCGUCAACUUCGGAGCCGGAAACGGAAACGUCGCCAUCACCAGGGAGGAAGCCCCGGCCUACGGCUACGGACGUUACGGCGCUUGGGCUUGA